This is a messenger RNA of Alligator mississippiensis (American alligator), 3406 nucleotides long. Its product is annotated as tigger transposable element-derived protein 4. Bases 659 to 1789 code for a protein of 376 amino acids. NCBI's taxonomy places the organism in Eukaryota, Metazoa, Chordata, Crocodylia, Alligatoridae. The transcript is spliced from 5 exons. The record is from RefSeq and is a predicted model, not a curated record. Gene Ontology annotation, cellular component: nucleus. Gene Ontology annotation, molecular function: DNA binding.
GAGCCCUUUUGUCCCUCGCGGGCUCCUGUCGGGCCGCCUAUAUAAGCGGGCGGCGGGCAGUUGUUCGGCCUUUCCCUGCGGCGCGGGCGGCUACAAAGAAUGGAGCGGAAGACGGCCUCGCCCUGAAAACGAGAAGCCGGGGAAAGGAAUGUGAACACUACAAACUUGGGAGGUUUCCUCCAAAAACUCAGAAAAAUGUGAAUACAAUACGGGCCGAAAAGUCUUCAUCCUAGAAGUCAGGUUCACUCGAGGAAGACAGUAUUGAUUUCUUUUGAAAUGUAAUGCAAAGCUAUUGAAGGUAAGUAUUAUGACAUCUUUUAGUACCAAGAAUAAAAUACUCCAGGCACAAUGUGUUAGCGAAAUGGCUGGUGCCAGUGAGUUGGAAUACAAAAACUAGAGUUGAAGUAGCAUCUGAGGUCUGGUCGUUUAAAGGACAUGGACAGGUCAAUAAAAAAGAAAAUAACAGCUAUACAGUCGAUGCCUGUUGGCAGCAACACUGGGUAAGAGCAACAGCCACCUACCAGCCACCUUUCCCCUGGCAAUGUUUUUCCUGCCAUGCAUCUUCUGUCUGGUAACAGCAACACAGCUGCUGCUUAAGAGCAACACUUGUGGAUCAGGAGAUGCUUGACCUCGCUGUGCUUAGCAGCCUGCGGACACCAUGCCAAGAAGUCUCUCCCUUAAAGAGAAAGUUGAGAUUAUUCAGGCCUGUCAAGUUCCUGGAGCCAAUCAAAACCAAGUUGCCGUCAAGUGGGACUUGCACAGAUCAGUUGUUUGUAGAAUAUGGAAGCAGAAGGAUAAGCUUUUGUCUGAUUAUGAGGAUGGCCAGGCAAAGAGCAGUCGCAAACGCAAGCGGGAGGGGAAAGCCCCUGAUGUCGACAGGGCGCUCUUUCACUGGCUUAAGGCAAAGAGGGCAGAAGGAGCUUUGCUUACAGGACCUAUCAUCAAGGACAAGGCCCUCCAGCUUGCUGCUGCAGCUGGACUCGGUGAUUUUAAGGCGAGUGAUGGUUGGUUCAGCAGGUGGAAGAAACGAUUCAAUGUCACAUACAGAAAGGAGCAUGGAGAGCAGCAGUUGAGGGACAAGCUGUCAGCUGUGCAGUGGCAGGCUGAGAGACUUCCUCAGGUCCCUGAGAAGAUUUCUCUAGCUGACAUCUACAGUGCGGACAAGACUGGGUAUUAUUUGAAGGAGCUCCCUGGCAGUGGACUCAGAAUAAAAACAGAGAAGCUGGAAGGUGGUACUAUUUCCCAAGACAGAGAUUGUCUUGGUCUCUCUCCUGAAGAAUGGCAGGAUGUAAAACCAAAACUAAUUUCCAGCUGCUUCAAAAGGGGCAAGGUAAUAAAGUUUCAUGCGGUGCCAGGGGAGGAGGAGGAAGGCAGGGAUGCAGAAGAAGGCGUUGCCCCCCCGAACGAUAUUCCACUCACGAGUAAAAUGACAGAAGAGAGUGUGGCAGAUGCUGCAGCUAGGGAUGAGGGCUUGCCCGGGUUUGGAGAGCCAAGCGUUGGGGAGUUCGUUGGCACCGCUGCCACUAGACCAGAGAAACAUCCGUGGGUUGAAAAGACUGAUGAUCAGGGGACAGAACAAGUGGGUGAGCGUGAUCUUGAUGAAAUUCUACCUCCCACAAAUGCAGAUGUGUUGAAGGCUUUGAGCAUGGUUUGGCACUUCUCACGGCAAGAAAGGCUGGGAGACGAGGUUUAUAGGUCCCUUCAGGACAUCAAAUCCCAUCUCCAAAACAAAAUGGCAGCAGAAGCAGUGCAAAUUAACAGAGUUCUUCCCCCAGAUACCUUGAGUUGAUCCUUUUCUGAUUUCAGCAGCCUGGAAUUACAAUGCGCUUUGUGGAGCAUGACUUUAAUUUAGCUUGUGUUGGUUGUCAAUAGUGGUGGUUUGGUGGUUGUUUGAACCAAAAAAUAAUACUUGAAAAUUUUUAUGGUGUAAACUUAAUCCAUGCUGCCCUUAGCUACCUGUCUUACAUAUCAGAAAACAGGGGCUGCUCUUGGUUGGGCAUGUCCAGUGACAGCUGCUUUAGGAACAAUAUAGCCCCAAGGCACUGGCACAUUGCUACGAACAGGCGUCGACUGUAAUAGAAAGCUUCCUUUUAUAAGUUACUAUUGGUAUGUAAUGUGCUUAAAGUGUAAGUUUUGAUGACCAUUUUGAAUUACUGGCCCUAAUUUUAGACUGGACACUGAAGCUAGAUUGGUAAUUUCAGCUUGCACAGAAACACAGCAGUGCAAUUCUGAUUAUCUCAGGGGAAAUUUAAAAUUCAACUUGUAAAGUCUCCUCGUGGAAUUCAAAGACUUUCUGGGUACUGUUUUCUCUGUACCUUGUGUCUACAGCCUGCUUCUUGACUCUGAGCUCUGAGACCAUCUCCCUCUUCUGUUUGAAAAAUGCUCAGCGUGUAUUUCUUUCAAGUGUGUCCGCUUUUUCAUUUCUCUAAGCCUUAAAGAACAGGUGACUGACCAUCAAAGAUACCUUCGUAAUGCACGGAUUAUUUUCUUUAGAAUCGAAAUUGUCUAACAUCGUUGUCCAGUGAGGUUUGCUUGGAACUCGAAUUUUCCAGUUAAUGUGUGAAACGGUCAGAGCUCCCAUGUUGUAAAUGGACUAUUUCUGUGUUUUAUAAGCGUGUAAUACUUUCUAAGCACAAUAAAAUUCAUUUGCACGUGAAGAGAACAGCAUUAAUGUCGUCACAUUUAUUGAGGCUUUGCUAUCCUUAACCUAGUAGUUUCAGAUGUUUGCAUAUUAACGUUGGUUUGUACUUUGGCACAGAACAGGUCCAUUGUUUGUGCAUUAGUGAUUCAGAGACAUUUAUCUCUGCAUUUAAAUAAUUACUGUGGAUAGCUGCCACUUCGGUUAGUUGGCAAGACUACAUGUGUGAUAUUUCCUUUCCUUACUGCCUAUUAAUGAUCAAUUAUUGUUCCAUUGAGACAUAAAUAUGAGUGCUGUGUCGUAUUUAUGCCAGAAGGAGGCAGGCAGGAAGCGUUAUGCUGCUUUAUAGUCUGUAUCCUUAAAGAAAGGAUACACACAGACCUUUAUAGCAGCUGAACAACGUGGUAAUAAGUUGGAAUGUGCACACUUGGAGAGGAGGAGGGGGGGGGGUGUUUUUUCCUGCAUGAAAUUAUUUUUCUCUUAGACUCUUGAUUUAUGUUAAGGCUUUCACACAUCCAGUCCAGCACUUACCUUUUAAAGUAGUGGGUGCGUUUAAGGACUUUUCAAUUGCAGUUUAAUAUUAAUGCAUUAAUAUAGCAACUGUAAUAUUCAGCUGGUAAAGCACUCCAUUCCCCACAACUGUCUCAACAAUGAAAUUAUGCGGAAUCUUGUAGACACGCUUGUUUGUUUACACUGAUUGUAUGUUUCCAAAUGUGUAUUGUGAAGAAUUACGCCAAAAUAAAGGAAAAGGCAUUUUUCGACUCAUAA